This is a messenger RNA of Hypomesus transpacificus, 1093 nucleotides long. It is a transcript of the gene cryba2b, whose product is annotated as crystallin, beta A2b. NCBI's taxonomy places the organism in Eukaryota, Metazoa, Chordata, Actinopteri, Osmeriformes, Osmeridae. The transcript is spliced from 5 exons. Gene Ontology annotation, biological process: lens development in camera-type eye; visual perception. Bases 66 to 656 code for a protein of 196 amino acids. Gene Ontology annotation, molecular function: structural constituent of eye lens. The record is from RefSeq and is a predicted model, not a curated record.
UUGAUUAUACAGGAUCUGUCCCACCUCAGUACAUCUUGAGUGAAAACACGGUGGAAACAGCAACCAUGAAUACCCAACAGAUGGAGCAGAUGGGACAGUUCAGAAUCACUGUCUGGGAGGAGGAGAACUUCCAGGGCAAGCGUUGUGAGUUCAUGCUGGAGUGCCAGAACAUCAUGGAGAGGGGUUUCUGCAAGAUCCGCUCCAUCAAGGUCGAGAAUGGACCCUGGGUGGGUUAUGAGUACCCUGAGUUCCAGGGCCAGCAGUUCAUCCUGGAGAAGGGAGAUUAUCCCCGCUACGAGGCCUGGAGCGGCAACAGCAGCUACAGAACCGAGCACAUGCUCUCUUUCAGACCUAUCAAGUGCGCUAACCAUAGUGACAGCAAGGUGACCCUGUACGAGUGUGAAGACUUCAUGGGCCGCAAGUUCGAGAUGUGCGAUGACUAUCCUUCCCUCCAGGCCAUGGGCUGGUGCAGCAAGGAGGUCCCCUCAAUCAAAAUCAACUCUGGAGCUUGGGUGGCCUACCAGUUCCCCGGCUACCGUGGCUACCAGUACAUCCUGGAGAGAGACAGACGCCAAGGAGAGUUCAAACACUACAACGAGUACAGCACCCAGGCUCACACUAACCAGGUCCAGUCUAUCCGCAGAAUUCAGCACUAAGUCCCCGACACUUCAUCCUCCAACGGCUACUAUGUACCGACCAUGCUAUGACAUGUAUUGAAAUAGGCAAUAAAAGCUUUAUUCAAACUAUGGAAACAGAGUGCUUGUGGCAAUUCAUUGCUUUUUGGCAAGACAUUUUAUAACGUCUUUCUGUAGAGGGACGUAACAUUGUAAAACAACAAGCCUGUGAUUUUACGUAAAAUCCUAACACCACAGCGCUGAAAUGACGCAAGCUUUUGUUGAGACAAUACAUCGCCUUGGGUUUGUUUUCAGAGCUAUAUGCUCUGUAUUCAGUAAAACAGAUUGAUUUAGGUUUUUAGGUUAUUAUGACUGAAAACACCUCAUUGAAAUACAAAUCUUCCUGUUAGGCUGUAUUGUUCUUGUCAGAUUGAAUCUUAUUUCCAAUAAACAAGAGCACGUUAUCACGUUUGUUUUCA